CGACACCGCACGCGCAGAAUAAAACAGCUGGCAGACAGUAUUAUCGCCAACAGUACACGCCGCAAGCCACAGCGCAGUCUGAUCGUCCUGCGCCGCAGACAGUCACAGACGACUAUGAACGUUGGUACACGGAGAACGUCCCGAACAACCGAAUGGUCCUAGCACUCCGCUCUCAAAUUCCAUCAGAGAUCAACUGGGCCCUGGAUCGCAUCCUGCGGCUCAGCCGAAAUGAGGACUUCUCGUUGAAGAAGAUAUCGGGCUUGAGGGAUGCCUUGUACGAGUGGCCCGAGUGGUAUGUGUCCGAUGGGCUGCAGACCUCUAACGAGAUGCACUCCCUGUUUUCUGUGCCGCCGGAAGUCUC
Molecule: messenger RNA, 361 nt
Organism: Mycena citricolor
Lineage: Eukaryota; Fungi; Basidiomycota; Agaricomycetes; Agaricales; Mycenaceae
Source: the annotation of a GenBank genome assembly